Messenger RNA from Astyanax mexicanus (Mexican tetra), 1308 nucleotides. Its product is annotated as T-box transcription factor TBX1. NCBI's taxonomy places the organism in Eukaryota, Metazoa, Chordata, Actinopteri, Characiformes, Acestrorhamphidae. The transcript is spliced from 8 exons. Bases 124 to 1092 code for a protein of 322 amino acids. Gene Ontology annotation, biological process: regulation of transcription by RNA polymerase II; cell fate specification; positive regulation of DNA-templated transcription. The record is from RefSeq and is a predicted model, not a curated record. Gene Ontology annotation, cellular component: nucleus. Gene Ontology annotation, molecular function: RNA polymerase II cis-regulatory region sequence-specific DNA binding; DNA-binding transcription factor activity, RNA polymerase II-specific.
CUUAGACAGUGCCACCUAAAGCCGCUCUCCAUUCCUUUUCUUACAAGGAAAUUUGAAUGUGGAUAUUCUCAAAGAGAUUGGACUUAACUGAGUAACUGAAUCAAACCACAGCAGCAGAGAAGGAUGGAUGGAACCUCACUGGAUGUCUCUAAGCUACCACAGGCCUGCACCAUGGGCUUGCCUUGCCUUCCUGAAGACACCUGUGCCAAAGCCCCUCAGGUAGCGGGCAUCAAAGUUCAGCUGGAGACAUUUGGCCUGUGGCAGCAGUUUGAUCAGCUUGGAACUGAGAUGAUAGUCACCAAAGCUGGAAGGAGGAUGUUCCCUACCUUUCAAGUGCACAUCACAGGCAUGGAUCCUACAACAGAUUAUGUUCUCCUGAUGGACUUCAUACCUGUGGAUGACAAGAGAUACAGGUACGCCUUCCAUAGCUCUUCAUGGCUGGUAGCAGGGCGUGGAGAUGCAGCAGUACCUGGACGAGUCCACUUCCACCCUGACUCACCAGCACGUGGUGCCCAAUGGAUGAAGCAGACCGUCUCAUUCGACCGCCUUAAACUUACCAACAACCUCCUGGAUGAUAAUGGACACAUCAUCCUGAACUCCAUGCACCGAUACCAGCCUCGACUGCACGUGGUCCUGGUGGAUCAGCGAAGAGACAGUCAUCUCUCUGCCCAUCGCAACUUCUGCACCUUCUCUUUCCCUGAAACACGCUUCAUUGCCGUCACAGCAUACCAGAACCACAGGAUCACACAGCUCAAGAUAGCCAGUAAUCCCUUUGCGAAAGGCUUCCGCACUUCAGACCCUGAUAACUGGUCAACCAACGGUUCCAGACACCACUUUCCCCACUCCUCUUUGCCACUGCACCCUCAAGAUGGCCCUCCACAGACAGGCACUUUUGGUGAGGACCAGGGGGCAACGGAUAAAGAGCCUCUUAACAAGCAUUCGACUGGGCACUGUGGACUCCCCCAUUUCUCACACAGUGAGCUAGCCCUGCCAUUCACUGGGGAAGCAGCCAAUACCACUGACAGCAAAACGAGGGGGAAGAGUGCUCACCUUCACACAGCCCCUGUUUUUCUCCACUUUCACUGCGAAUAAAGGAGUCCCAAGCAGACAGCAGAACCUAGAACAUAGAAUUUUUAAUGUUUAAAUGAUUAUUUCAAGGCAACUGUUACCCGGUGCUGUGUCUUAAACUGCAUGUAUCUUUAUACUGCCAAUAAACAGAUUAAAAGUCACAGUCAAACAAUGUAUUUGAACAUUGUGGCAAUUAUUUAAAUGUUUGGUGAAAUAAAACCAUCCCUGACCAUCAGUAAA